AUGUGCAUCAACGGAUCCCUGCCCCUUAAUGAAAGCUCAGAAAACAGCAGGCUGGAGAGGGAGUCUGUUACUGUCUUGAGCGUCCUGAGCGUGACUCUUCUGAGCUUUCUGAUCAUCGCCACCUUCGCUUGGAACCUUUUGGUGCUGCUAACUAUCCUGAGAGUGAAGACCUUUCACCGUGUGCCUCAUAACUUGGUGGCCUCUAUGGCAGUCUCUGAUGUGAUGGUGGCUGCCUUGGUGAUGCCUCUCAGUCUGGUCAAUGAGUUGUUCGGGAGGCGCUGGAGGCUGGGCAGGGUCUUAUGUUAUGUCUGGAUUUCCUUCGAUGUCCUGUGCUGCACGGCCAGUAUCUGGAAUGUUACCGCCAUCGCCCUGGACAGGUUCUGGUCUAUCACCAGGCACUUGGACUACACUUUAAAGACUCGAAAGCGGAUCUCCAAUAUUAUGAUCGUCCUUACAUGGGCGCUUUCGGCUGUCAUCUCGUUCUCUCCCCUUCUUGGAUGGGGGGAAGCCUACUCGGCUGACAAGGAGAACUGCCAGGUCAGCCAGGAGCCAUCCUACACCGUCUUUUCAACCUGCGGCGCUUUCUACUUGCCGCUUUGCGUGGUUCUGUUCGUAUACUGGAAAAUCUACAAGGCUGCCAAGUUCAGGAUAGGGAGCCGGAAGAGGAAUGCUGUUGUUCCAUUGCCCGAAAUACUGCAGGUGAAGGAAGCUAGUCACCAGCCCCAGAUGGAGUGUGCGGUCCGACAUACCGCCCUGACGUUCCAGGCAGACGGAGAAGCUUGGCGCCAACAGAAGGAAAAGAAGGCGGCGGUGAUGGUAGGGAUCUUGAUCGGGGUCUUCGUUUUGUGUUGGAUCCCAUUUUUCAUCACUGAGCUCAUCGGUCCCCUGUGCUCUUGCAACAUUCCCCCUGUCUGGAAGAGUAUAUUUGUCUGGCUCGGCUAUUCCAAUUCCUUCUUCAAUCCUCUCAUCUACACAGCUUUCAACAAAAAUUACAACAACGCUUUCAGAUAUUUAUUUAUAAAACAGCGGUGA
Rhincodon typus (whale shark) is the source of this 1032-nucleotide messenger RNA. RefSeq names its product 5-hydroxytryptamine receptor 5A-like. Gene Ontology annotation, cellular component: dendrite; plasma membrane. The record is from RefSeq and is a predicted model, not a curated record. The transcript has 2 exons. Gene Ontology annotation, biological process: chemical synaptic transmission; G protein-coupled receptor signaling pathway, coupled to cyclic nucleotide second messenger. Gene Ontology annotation, molecular function: G protein-coupled serotonin receptor activity; neurotransmitter receptor activity. Bases 1 to 1032 code for a protein of 343 amino acids. NCBI's taxonomy places the organism in Eukaryota, Metazoa, Chordata, Chondrichthyes, Orectolobiformes, Rhincodontidae.